Messenger RNA from Acyrthosiphon pisum (pea aphid), 2385 nucleotides. RefSeq names its product peroxidase-like. The transcript has 10 exons. Gene Ontology annotation, biological process: response to oxidative stress. The coding region runs from base 11 to 2227 and encodes 738 amino acids. The record is from RefSeq and is a predicted model, not a curated record. NCBI's taxonomy places the organism in Eukaryota, Metazoa, Arthropoda, Insecta, Hemiptera, Aphididae. Gene Ontology annotation, molecular function: peroxidase activity; heme binding.
AAUUGGCAGAAUGAUUUACUCGAUUUCUAUACAUCUGUGGAUUUGUAUGUUGGUAUUCUUACCAUCGUGUUACGGGGAAGAGGAGUUCUAUUUUAAAGAGGAUGGUUUGAAGAUAAAAGAUACCGACUGGUACCUACAUCUAAACACCAGAGAUUUAAAUCGUCAUAUUCAAACAGUUAUCCACGAAAUUGGAAAUCGUAGAAGAGGUAUUGGUCUUUAUAUGCAAAUUGGAAGCCCGAUCCAUGGACAAUUUAUUGAUUCUCAGCUUUCCGAAGACUUAUAUUCAGUAUAUUAUCAUGCUGAAAUUAUUUCUGAAGCUUCCUACUUGAUAGGCAGUAAAGAAUGUCAAGUUUGGGGAGGACAAUGUGCCAUAGACUUAUCAAAAGUGAAACUAGACAAGACAUCAAUGGGUGAGAUGUGUUUGUCCAUGUAUUACAAUAAAACUGCGUGCAUCGGGAUGAACUUGAAGUAUCGUAGUCCUGACGGUUCUUGUAACAACUUGAAACGUUCUUUCUUGGGAAAAGCAACCACGGCUUAUAAACGUUUACUGUUUCCUAACUAUAGUAAUGAGUUUAAUGAUGUAAUGGAAUCUCAGCAUUGGUAUAUCAGACCCAGUCCUAGAAGGAUGAGCGCUGAAUUUAUCAGAGACGAGCACUCGCCAGAUGACUUCAAAACGAUGGCAAUGGCGUACUGGACAAUUUUCAUAGGCCACGAUCUAUCACACACGGCAAUCUCUAUCAUGAUUCAAAGGAAAAAACCCGUGAUAUGUUGUUCAGACGGCGGUAGUCCGCUCAUUCCUUCAGACACAAACAACUUAUGCCUGCCAAUAAAAAUAACGCGUGAAGAUCCUUUUUUUUUUAAUCCUAAACGGUACGUCGGAAAUUAUUGUAUGAACUAUGUGCGCUCGAUGCCAGCUGUGCGUUCCGAUUGUACUUUUGGAACCAAGGAACAAAUGAACCAAGCUACUCAUUAUUUAGAUGGGUCGAUGAUAUAUGGUUCGUUGGCGAAACGGACGUGGUCGUUGAGGACCAACUUGGACGGCCAACUGUUAACAAGCAUUGGCUGCGAUAACAAGAGCCAAGACGACCCGCUACAGCCGCAGUAUAUGCCACUGGAAGACACCGAAUCAAACGCCUGUCAGUAUGGAAGCGGCACGUGCUAUAGAGCUGGUGACACCCGGGCAAACGCGCUUCCUCAACUGACUGUUAUGCACACAUUGUGGAUGAGAGAACACAAUCGGUUGGCCAAACUGCUGUCCCACGUCAACCCGCACUGGGACGACGAACGGAUUUUUCAGGAGGCAAGGAAAAUCGUUACGGCGUCCAUACAGCAUAUCACUUACGCUGAGUGGCUGCCAGCGCUGCUCGGGGAAAACUAUAUCAGGCAGAACGGUCUUGAACUAUCAAAGAAAGGGUAUAGUAACGCGUACAACGAGACCACCGACCCGAGCGUCAGCAACAGCUUCGCUACCGCAAUAUUACCGUUCGCUAAUUCUAUGAUUAGCGACACCAUCAGCUUAUAUACGGAAAACCGAGAGAUCAACGCAAGUCUUUCGCUAAAAGAACAUUACAACCGACCCACUUAUUUAAUAAUGAAUUACAUAGAUCAACUUGUCAGAGGGCUAGCUACUCAAAAUACACAAAAAGUCGAUAUGCUAUUUACUGAAACGCUAACAAGUUACUUAUACACUGUUCAUCCAGAAAACAUAUUUGGAAUGGACAUUUUCAGCUUGGAUGUACAACGAACCCGUGAUCAUGGUAUUCCACGCUACACAGAAUUUAGAAAAUAUUGUAGAUUAAAAGCCAUAAGAAGUGUACAAGAUUUAUCCCAGAUCAUGGUCGAAGGUUCAACUGAUAGACUAUUGAAUCAAUACAAACAUUGGAGAGAUAUAGAGCUAUUGGUAGGUGCAUUGUUUGAGAAACACGAAGACGACGCAAUGGUUGGCCCAACGAUGAGAUGUAUCAUUAGAGAACAGUUUAUAAGAACUAGAAUGGCAGAUCGAUAUUUUUACGAUUUACCAAAAGUAUUCAAUGAAAAUCAACUGACAGAAAUCAGAAAAGUGACGCUUGCCAGAAUCUUUUGUGAUAACAGCAAUAAUGUCACAAUGAUGCAGAAAAAUGUAUUUUUGAUACCUGAAAUGGCUGAUUUGCGACCCUGUAAUUCCCAAUCAAUUCCAAAAAUCAACAUUAAUCACUGGUCAGAAAUGGUCGAUACAUUUCAAAAAUAACCUCAUACAAAACAUUGAUGUAUUUAUUUUAAAUGUUUAAUUUUUGAAAAAACAAUAUUAACGGUUAUUAAGAAUUAUUAGUUUUCAAAUUUAAUAACCAAUUAUAAACCUCUAAUCUAACUGUUUUGCAUUGUACCUAUAUUUUCAUGAUUUUAAUA